GGUUCGACUUAUUUUAGGGUAAAGUGAAGCCACAAAUGUCUACUCAGUUGGCAGCUCUUUUCUUUUUAUAUGAUACUUUUUCCAUUUCGAAAUAAGUGAAUUGUUGAGGUAUUUAUUAGUGUUUCAAAAUAAGUAAAUCAUUGAAAUUUUUUUCAAAUUACCCUUAUGAUUUAACAAUUAAUUAACUUUUAAAAAGAUAUUAUAAGGUUAUUUUUUUUUUUUGAGUAAAAAUGAAAAAUUGUAUUAAAUUUAUAUCUUUAAUGUUUUUUUUCUUAAUUUGUGUGUUAAAAUUCAACAAUUUAUUUAUUAUGAAAUAGAAAAAAUAGUAUGUAUUAAUUGUAAUUAUAUUAAAAUUUUCUUUUAUUUUCCAAAUAUUAAUUCUUAAUAUUUAUAUUAAGAAGUGCAUAAUUUUAUUCUCUCUUCUAAAAAAAAAAAAAAAAAAAAACCUAAUCCUCUCAAAUCUCAAUUUGCAAAUCAGCUUUCUGUAUUUUUUGUUCUUUGCUGCUCGCUAUCGCCGGAUUUGUUGACAUCGCCGGCAAAGGUCACGGCCUCAGCCUCACCGGCUACCUCUCUCCAUAGCUAUUGUUAAGUUUACUUGGUACCUGGAAGUCUGGAUCGUGGAUCCGCCUCUGAUCUCAAGCCUACAUGACCUAACCUCCUUCAAUGGAAGAGGCUUACGCCCGAUCUGUUUCAGAGGUCAUUGAAUUCUUUGGUGUCGAUCCAACUAAAGGUCUUACGGAUCUACAGGUUAUAGAACAUGGACGCUCAUAUGGCAAAAAUGUUUUGCCUCAAGAAAAAAGCAAUCCUUUCUGGAAGUUGGUGCUGAAGCAAUUUGAUGAUUUGCUGGUUAAGAUUCUAAUUGCAGCUGCUUUUAUUUCCUUUUUUUUGGCACUUGCUAAUGGAGAGACUGUAUUAUCAGCGUUCAUUGAACCUUCUGUUAUCCUGAUGAUAUUGGCUGCAAAUGCAGCGGUCGGGGUGAUCACAGAAACAAAUGCUGAGAAGGCUCUUGAGGAGCUACGUGCAUACCAAGCUGACGUUGCUACUGUCCUGCGCAAUGGUUGUUUCUCCAUAUUACCUGCAGCAGACCUUGUCCCGGGAGAUAUCGUAGAAGUGAGUGUUGGAUGUAAAAUUCCAGCUGAUAUGAGAAUGAUCGAGAUAUUGAGCGAUCAUUUACGUGUUGAUCAAGCAAUUUUAACAGGUGAGAGCGGCUCUGUCGAGAAAGAGCUUGAUGCAACGACUGCUACAAAUGCGGUAUAUCAGGAUAAGACAAAUAUAGUCUUUUCUGGGACUACAGUGGUCGCUGGAAGGGCAAGAGCUGUUGUUAUUGGGGUUGGAUCUAAUACUGCAAUGGGCAGUAUACGUGAUUCUAUGUUAAUGACUGAAGAUGAGGUGACGCCAUUGAAGAAAAAGUUGGAUGAAUUUGGCACUUUUUUGGCAAAGAUCAUUGCAGGUAUAUGUGUGCUAGUUUGGGUGGUAAACAUUGGGCAUUUUAGUGAUCCUACACAUGGUGGCUUCUUGCGAGGUGCAAUACAUUACUUUAAGAUUGCAGUUGCCCUGGCUGUUGCAGCAAUCCCUGAAGGGCUUCCUGCUGUUGUUACAACGUGUUUGGCUCUUGGGACAAAGCGAAUGGCUCGUUUAAAUGCUAUAGUGAGAUCCUUGCCAUCGGUAGAAACCUUGGGCUGCACGACAGUAAUCUGCAGUGACAAGACUGGCACUCUCACAACAAAUAUGAUGUCUGUGUCAAAGAUUUGUGUGCUUCAUUCAUUAAACAAUGGUCCAGUAGCCUCUGAAUACGUCGUUAGUGGAACAACUUACGCACCAGAAGGUUUUAUAUUUGACAGCUUGAGAGCCCAGCUAGAGAUUCCUUCUCAGUUUCCUUGUCUUCUUCAUUUAGCAAUGUGCUCUGCUCUUUGCAAUGAGUCUGUUAUACAAUACAACCCAGAUAAGAGGAUUUAUGAGAAGAUUGGUGAAUCAACUGAAGUUGCCCUCCGUUUGCUGGCAGAAAAAAUUGGUCUUCCUGGUUUUGAUACAAUGCCAUCUGCUUUAAAUAUGCUAAGUAAGCAUGAACGGGCGUCUUAUUGUAAUCGCUAUUGGGAAAGCCAAUUUAAAAAGGUUUCUGUAUUGGAAUUUUCACGUGAUCGCAAAAUGAUGAGUGUGCUCUGUAGCCGGAAGCAGAUGGACAUAAUGUUCUCAAAAGGAGCUCCAGAAAGCAUACUUUCAAGGUGUACCAAUAUACUGUGCAAUGAUGAUGGUUCCACGGUCCCUCUUUCCGCACAUAUUAGAGCUCAGUUAGAAGCAAAAUAUAGUAGUUUUGCAGGAAAAGAAACUCUUAGAUGCUUAGCUCUUGCCUUGAAAAGAAUGCCUAUGGGUCAACAGUCGCUCUCCUUUGAUGAUGAAAAUGAACUUACGUUUAUUGGGUUGGUUGGGAUGCUUGAUCCACCAAGGGAUGAAGUAAGAAAUGCCAUCCUUUCAUGUAUGAAUGCGGGCAUACGUGUAAUUGUUGUUACCGGGGAUAACAAGACAACUGCUGAAUCUUUGUGCCAAAAGAUUGGUGCGUUUGAUCACUUGGGAGAUUUUACUGGGUUUUCUUAUACUGCUUCUGAGUUUGAAGAACUCCCGGCAUUGCAGAAAUCAGUGGCAUUACAACGAAUGACAAUUUUAUCCAGGGUUGAACCAUCCCACAAAAGGAUGCUGGUUGAAGCAUUACAGAAUCAAAAUGAAGUGGUUGCAAUGACUGGAGAUGGAGUCAAUGAUGCACCUGCACUGAAGAAAGCGAACAUUGGAAUUGCCAUGGGAUCGGGAACUGCAGUUGCGAAGAGUGCUUCAGAUAUGGUUUUAGCAGAUGACAACUUCGCCACCGUUGUUGCUGCAGUUGCUGAGGGAAGGGCUAUAUAUAACAAUACGAAACAAUUUAUUAGAUACAUGAUAUCUUCAAACAUUGGUGAAGUGGUUUGUAUAUUUGUGGCAGCUAUGCUUGGGAUUCCUGAUACUCUUGUGCCUGUCCAACUGCUAUGGGUAAACUUGGUCACUGAUGGAUUGCCUGCCACUGCUAUUGGGUUUAAUAAACAAGACUCAGAUGUUAUGAAGUCCAAACCGCGAAAGGUCAAUGAAGCAGUGGUUAGUGGGUGGCUGUUUUUUCGUUAUCUAGUUAUUGGAGCCUAUGUUGGACUUGCCACUGUUGCAGGAUUCAUAUGGUGGUUUGUUUACUAUGAUAAUGGACCCAAACUCCCAUAUACUGAAUUGAUGAAUUUCGACAGUUGUUCAACAAGGGAAACAAAUUAUCCGUGCAGUAUAUUCAGUAAUCGCCACCCAUCUACUGUUUCCAUGACGGUGCUUGUUGUUGUUGAGAUGUUCAAUGCAUUGAAUAAUCUUAGUGAAAAUCAAUCUUUACUUGUCAUCCCUCCAUGGAGUAAUCUAUGGCUCGUUGCUUCGAUUAUCUUCACCAUGAUCCUUCACAUUCUCAUUCUUUAUGUGCAACCAUUAUCUGCUUUAUUCUCUGUGACACCGUUAAGCUACGCAGAGUGGACAAUUGUCCUAUAUCUUUCAUUUCCUGUGAUAUUGAUCGAUGAAAUACUCAAGUUCUUAUCUCGAAAUUCAGGAAUAAGAUUCACUUUCAGAUUCAGACGUGCUGAUUUACUCCCAAAAAGAGAAAUACGCGACAAGUAAGCUCUCAGACUUUGCAAAAGGGAAGUACACCAGGGAUGUUGCAAUUAUAUGACUGGAACCAUUUUAUAUUAUUGCAAGUAUAUUGGAAGCAGAGGUAGGCCGAAGAAAUAUUGGAGGGAGGUGAUUUGACAUGAUAUGGAGCAGUUAUAGCUUAUGGAGGACAUGACACUUAAUAGGAAAGUGUGAAGGACAAGGAUUAGGGUAGAGGGUUAAGGGGUGGGUCUUGUUCGUGGUGAUGUGUGAUGUCUAUGAUUUCGGUUAGUUAGUUCUUAGGAUUAUCUUGUGGCUGUAGUAUUAUCUUGUGGCUACCAGUGUUAGUUUAUUUUGCAUACCGUACUAGUUUAUAUGCACUUAUCUUUUGUGUUUGUUA
Molecule: messenger RNA, 4036 nt
Organism: Capsicum annuum
Lineage: Eukaryota; Viridiplantae; Streptophyta; Magnoliopsida; Solanales; Solanaceae
Product: calcium-transporting ATPase 3, endoplasmic reticulum-type
Exons: 2
Coding region: 664-3666 (1000 amino acids)
Biological process (GO): intracellular calcium ion homeostasis; calcium ion transmembrane transport
Cellular component (GO): membrane
Molecular function (GO): P-type calcium transporter activity; ATP hydrolysis activity; ATP binding
Source: RefSeq, a predicted model, not a curated record